Messenger RNA from Cucurbita moschata (crookneck pumpkin), 896 nucleotides. RefSeq names its product axial regulator YABBY 5-like. The record is from RefSeq and is a predicted model, not a curated record. The coding region runs from base 177 to 749 and encodes 190 amino acids. NCBI's taxonomy places the organism in Eukaryota, Viridiplantae, Streptophyta, Magnoliopsida, Cucurbitales, Cucurbitaceae. The transcript has 7 exons. Gene Ontology annotation, biological process: multicellular organism development; cell fate commitment; abaxial cell fate specification. Gene Ontology annotation, cellular component: nucleus.
CGAGGUCAGAUUUGGUGAUACACUAGGAGCCAAUUAGCAGUACCCAGAAGGCAAGGGAAUCUGCUGAGAAUAAAAAGCUCUAUUUAUUGUUGUACAUUUCUCAAGUUUCUCACUUGGGUUUGUGCAGAAUUGCAAAGAAAGCUUCUCUUCUUUUCUAGUUGUUGAGAGUUGAAACCAUGUCGAGCUGCAUCGAUAUUGCACCUGAACAGCUCUGCUACAUCCCUUGCAACUUUUGCAAUAUUGUUCUUGCGGUGAGUGUUCCAUGCAGUAGCUUGUUUGAUAUUGUGACAGUCCGUUGUGGGCACUGUACAAAUCUAUGGUCCGUGAAUAUGGCUGCUGCAUUUCAGUCACUUUCCUGGCAAGAUGUUCAGGUUCCAAAUUACAAUCUUUACACUUCUAGUGGACCUGAUUUUCAAGGGGAUUUUGGAUCUUCAUCCAAAUGUGAUAACAAUAAGAUGCAAAUUCGAGAUUCCGCUACAAUUGCAGCUGAGGAACGGGUUGUGAAUCGACCUCCCGAGAAGCGGCAGAGAGUACCUUCUGCAUACAAUCAGUUCAUAAAAGAGGAAAUCCGAAGGAUCAAGGCCAAGAACCCUGAGAUUAGUCACAGGGAAGCUUUCAGCACAGCAGCCAAAAACUGGGCACACUUUCCUCGUAUUCACUUUGGUCUCAUGUUUGAAACCAAUAAUCAAGUGAAGAUUGAUGAUGGUUCUGAGCGUUUGAUGUCAAUGGCUGCACUACUAAACAAAUGAAGUGAUCAUCAAGUGGCUGCCUUUUUUCACCUCUAAGCUAUGAACUUGUUUAAUUGAAGUGACAAUUAUAAUAUCCAUCUUUGGGUGCACUGUGUUGUCUAAUAUUGUUAUCAACUGCCCAAAUCAAUCUAUGUUCUUUCACAAACA